UCAAAAUGGACAACAGUGUAAAGAGUUCCUCAUCCGAAGGAUCCAUUGUUGACCGAUCUGCACUGGUGUCAGACGAUGGGAAGAAUAAAAAGUCAGUUUUAUGCCAACGUUGUGGAUCCAAGGUUCUCUGUUCAGGAAUGGCUACUUUUACAGAGAAGGAGCUCUUCCUGCCUUCUAUGCGAAAAAAGACCACCAUCAGCCAAUCAGAGGGCUCUGUGGAUGGGGACACGCUGACCACGCAUUGGUUAGUCGACGACAUGUACACCUUUGAGAACGUUGGCUUUACCAAGGACGUGGGGCGAAUCAAGUAUCUCAUUUGUGCAGACUGUGAGAUUGGACCCAUAGGUUGGCAUUGCUUGGAUGACAAAAAGAGCUUUUACGUUGCACUGGAUAGGGUCGACCAUGCCUAAAAUGGUCUGUUGUCAGAACUUUUUCUUCUUCAAUUGUGAUUCAUUCAUUUUUCCAUUCACCGUGGGGUUGGGUGUUUUAUAUAACAUGUUUAUCUAACAAAUGCAUACUCUUUACUAUUCUCUUGUUAUUCUGAUAGAAAAAAUGCUUCUCAUAUGGAUGAAUUCUAUGAAGCUGUUGAUUAAUUCACUACUGUAACUAAGCCCUCUGAUGUAGGUGGACUCAAACUAUAUGUGCAUGUUUACGUAUUAUUUUCCAAAUUUAAAAAAUAUUAUUACUGCCCUCGGUUUAUAUUAAUGGAGAUUGAAAUUUAAAUUGAUGUGUUGAACAAUUAGCAAUAGCCUAUGUUUUGUGCUACAGAAGAAGGUAUGCUACUCGUAAUCAUCUACGAUAGACUUGACCACUCCCCGAGUCUCGCCUGCCGACAAGGGAGGCUUUGCUUGAUAAGUGAAAUUAAUUUGUGGUAUAAUAGUCAGUACUGUAGGUAUAGGCAAGGCCACUUUGGCUGUUGGUCAGCAGGAAAGUUUGCCUCCAUACUAACCAUAACAGGAUCAUCACAACAAGUAAACCUUUUAACAACAAAGUUGCAUUCUUUGUAUCUAAUCAUUUUACAGCAUUGAGCAUAAACAUAAAAAUAAAAUUCGUAUCAUUCAAUACCAAAGUAAAUGCUUUUUCUGAUUGUAAAAGUAGGUUAUGUUAGAAAAGGUAUGCUUGUUACGUCCAGAAUGUGUAGUUAUCGAGCAUUUGUCACAUUAUAUGUAACA
Molecule: messenger RNA, 1172 nt
Organism: Hypomesus transpacificus
Lineage: Eukaryota; Metazoa; Chordata; Actinopteri; Osmeriformes; Osmeridae
Gene: rabif
Product: RAB interacting factor
Exons: 2
Coding region: 6-410 (134 amino acids)
Biological process (GO): small GTPase-mediated signal transduction; post-Golgi vesicle-mediated transport
Cellular component (GO): membrane; cytosol
Molecular function (GO): zinc ion binding; guanyl-nucleotide exchange factor activity
Source: RefSeq, a predicted model, not a curated record